Molecule: messenger RNA, 1539 nt
Organism: Moneuplotes crassus
Lineage: Eukaryota; Ciliophora; Spirotrichea; Euplotida; Euplotidae
Source: the annotation of a GenBank genome assembly
UUUUAAUAAAAAUUUUGAAUAUUACAAUUUACAUCAAAUAGCAUGAAUAUGAGAGAGUCAGAUAUGGAGAGUGAAAGCGAGUUUGAUAUAUUCAACAACGACUAUGACUCAGGCAUUGGACAGAAUGUCUCCUCUAGUAAUGAAGAUCCUGCCUCCAUGGAUAAAAUAGAAAACAAAUAAAUCUGCUAAUAACUCAGAGGUGGUAGUAGGCAAAGAUGGUGGUAAUAAUGAACAGCUCAGCAGAUUAUUUAAAAGACCAUCUCUUUCUAUGAAGUUACAGAAGGACACUCACCACAGAGUUUCUAAAAAGCAAGUUCAGAAUUUCAAGAAUAAGAUGCAAAGUUAUUUUGUGCAUAAAUAAGAUUAAUUCAGAUCAACCGAUAGAUCCAAUGGAGGACGAAGAACGAGAACUAACUCAGUUAAAAUAACCAAAGCGAGAAAAAUCAUCUUGAUGUGGGUAAAGGAGGAAAUUCUUCAAUGAAAAAUUCAUUUGGGACGACUAGUGCUCAGGUCAAUUACAACCGAUCUAUAAAUAAGCGGUGCUCUGCUUCUAAUUCAGAGAAGGGGUAUGACUCUAUGCGUAGAAAGAAUGAAAAUAGACCAAUUCUAAAACAAGAGUGUGUAGUAAAUAAUCAAAUUCAAGAACAGAAGAACUCCUUCAGCUUAGAGAAUAAUAAUGAUGUGAUGAAUAAGUCUAAUUUCCUGACUUAUGAUAAAAAGGUUAAAGCUUUUCACAACCUCAACCUAGGAAAUAACUCAGUUCACCUAGAAGAUACAAAACUAGUUGUACAAAAAGAAUCAAGCAAGGAAAAUAAUGAUAAAUGUAAAAAUCAUCGUAUUGCGAAGAAAUCAAGUAAUUCUGUUGUUGUUUCGCCCCAGCCUAGGGUGUCUCAAGAGUCAUUCAACAAGAUGUCUCAUUAUGUAAACAAUACUUUCAGAAAAGCUUCGGGAAGGAAAAAUUCAUACUAUUCAUUCUCAAGUCAAAGAAGAAAGGACAAUUUUUCUAAAACAAUGAAUAAUCCAAGGAGAAAAGAUGGUACAAAAUCUGAAAGACCUUUCUCAGUGAAAAGUAAUUCAAGUAAUAGAGAUGGGGGAUGAGGAGUCCUCUCUUCAGACUCAAUUUCUAUUGCCAGUAUGCGGCCAACAGAUAACAAUCCUGAGUCACUAAGAAACAAAAACAAUCAAUUAAAGUCUGAGCUGCAUAAAUCUAGAAAGAAUAACGGAAUCCUAAGGAGCAAGCUUGCCAAGAAGGAUAGAGAAAUUGAGAACCUAAGGGACAAAAAGUGAACUCUUCUAGAAAAGAUCGAAAUGAUGGAAAAAUCUCAACAAAGGGAUAAAGCCUACAUAGAGUCCCAAGAAAGACACAUAACUGCACUCCAGCACCAACUAGACAACCCUCCUGCUCAAGAUAUAGAAAAAGACGACCUUCAGAGGUCUCUAGAAGACGUUAUCAGCGUUAAAAUGAAGUAUGAGAAUAUUCUAAAGUUAUUAGUGCAGAAUCCAGAGGUGAAACCUAUUAUUGCUAAUUUAUUUAACUAA